AGACGAGCGAUCUCACUCUCUCUGCCCAUGGCGACACACAGGUUAAACCCUAGCGGUAUCGCUUUUCUCUCCCUACUACUCUUCAUCUCGAUCGCUUCUGCUAAAGUSUUCUUCGAGGAACGUUUUGACGAUGGAUGGGAAAGCCGGUGGGUUAAAUCUGAUUGGAAGAAAGACGAGAACAUGGCGGGGGAAUGGAAUUACACCUCUGGUAAAUGGAAUGGAGAUGCCAAUGAUAAAGGUGUACAGACCAGUGAAGACUACAGGUUUUAUGCCAUAUCUGCUGAGUACCCUGAAUUCAGCAAUAAGGAUAAAACACUAGUCUUCCAAUUUUCUGUCAAGCAUGAGCAGAAGCUUGACUGUGGUGGUGGCUACAUGAAGUUGCUUAGUGGUGAUGUGGACCAAAAGAAGUUUGGYGGCGAUACCCCCUAUAGUAUCAUGUUUGGACCUGAUAUCUGUGGGUAUGCCACAAAGAAAGUCCAUGCAAUUCUUACAUACAAUGGGGAAAACAAAUUGAUCAAGAAAGAUGUUCCUUGUGAGACUGACCAGCUUACACAUGUUUAUACCUUCAUACUCCACCCUGAUGCAACCUACAGUAUCCUCAUUGACAAUGAAGAGAAACAAACAGGAAGCUUGUACUCUGAUUGGGAUCUUCUCCCAUCAAAGCAAAUAAAGGACCCAGAGGCCAAAAAGCCUGAAGAUUGGGAUGAGAAGGAGUUCAUUGCCGACCCUGAGGACAAGAAACCAGAGGGUUAUGAUGACAUCCCAAAGGAGAUUGCAGACCCAGAAGCCAAAAAGCCAGAAGACUGGGAUGAUGAGGAAGAUGGCGAGUGGACAGUCCCAACUAUUCCAAACCCUGAGUACAAGGGUCCAUGGAAGGCAAAGAAAAUCAAGAACCCCAACUACAAAGGGAAGUGGAAGGCACCUAUGAUUGACAACCCAGAUUUUAAGGAUGACCCUGAUCUCUACGUUUUCCCCAAGUUGAAGUAUGUUGGCAUCGAGUUGUGGCAGGUAAAAGCUGGAACUCUGUUUGACAACGUGUUGAUAUGUGAUGAUCCUGAAUAUGCGAAACAAUUAGCAGAAGAAACCUGGGGAAAACAAAAAGAUGCUGAGAAAGCGGCAUUUGAAAAGAAACAACAGGAGGAGGAGGAGUCAAAGGAUGAUCCGGUUGAUUCUGAUGCGGAGGAGGAGGAGGAGGAGGAAGGCAAUGACAGUGAUGAUGCGGAAGCGGAGGAUGAUGAAAGUGAUAUUAAGGAUGAACUAUAGGUGAGAUGUUGAGAAGGGAUUUUGUUUUGUUUUUCUAGACCUAGUGGUUGGAAUUGGAAUAGGAAUAGAUAGAUAUAAAACAAUUUAAUAUAUAAAACUAAGGGACAAGAUUUGCAUGGAGAUAUUGAGUUGGUAUUUUUAAGUUUAACUCUGUAGAUUUGGUAUUUGGUAUUUUUCCAACAUUGUAAACCUUUUUCAACAAGAUAACCAUACCAAAUGCUUUAUAGAUGA
Molecule: messenger RNA, 1494 nt
Organism: Cynara cardunculus var. scolymus (artichoke)
Lineage: Eukaryota; Viridiplantae; Streptophyta; Magnoliopsida; Asterales; Asteraceae
Product: calreticulin-like
Exons: 14
Coding region: 28-1263 (411 amino acids)
Biological process (GO): protein folding
Cellular component (GO): endoplasmic reticulum membrane; endoplasmic reticulum
Molecular function (GO): calcium ion binding
Source: RefSeq, a predicted model, not a curated record